Messenger RNA from Vanessa tameamea, 621 nucleotides. RefSeq names its product NADH dehydrogenase [ubiquinone] 1 alpha subcomplex subunit 5 (gene ND-13B). Bases 149 to 505 code for a protein of 118 amino acids. Gene Ontology annotation, biological process: respiratory electron transport chain. The transcript is spliced from 3 exons. NCBI's taxonomy places the organism in Eukaryota, Metazoa, Arthropoda, Insecta, Lepidoptera, Nymphalidae. The record is from RefSeq and is a predicted model, not a curated record.
UUACCUACUUUUUUAAUUUAAUUUAUUUCAGUAGCAUAUCUUGUCAUUUGUCAAUGUCAAAAAUCUUAUAAAGUAAAUAUCGAAAUCAAAGGCAUUUGCAGAAUAAAUCUGUAGGAAAUUAGAGUUUUCUCUAAUUAAUCAUAGAAUAAUGGGGUUACUUAAAAAGACGACAGGCCUUGUGGGCAUGGCUGUGGCGCCUAAUCCUCAUCAUACUUUAGGAUCACUGUAUGGCAAAAUUCUCAGAACACUGCAAAAGAUGCCAGAGUCAUCAGUAUAUAGAAAAUAUACUGAACAGAUUGUUAAAGAAAGAGCAGCUGUUUUAAAACAGACAAAAGACACAUAUGAAAUUGAAACUAAAAUAAACUGCGGUCAAGCUGAAGAGCUUAUCAUUCAAGCUGAAAAUGAGUUAAAUCUGGCACGUAAAAUGUUAAUCUGGAAACCAUGGGAGCCAUUAGUUGCCAAGCCUCCAAAGACACAAUGGGAUUGGCCUCCAACCAAAGCUUAAACUCAUUGCACAUUGAUAAGAGAAUGAAAUUAACAACUGUUUCCAUCGUUAUUUGUAGAAUGCAAUUAUAGUUUUAAUUUGUUUGAAAUAAAGAGACACCAGUAUAAAUUAAAUAA